ACAGUAAAGCAGGAGGAGGACCGUGGAUGUGACACGCUUACUGAGAGAAAACAACCAGGCCAGCAGCAGCAGCAGCAGCAGGACACCAUGAUCCGGUUCCCACGUCGCGUUUAACCCGCUCGAUCGGACAUCGGAUUGUUGUCUAUCUAUUCCCCCCUUUUACUCGAUCCUUAUCCGCGGUGGUGUCACCAUGGUGGAGCAAUCGGACCAAGCUGCGCUUUUGGACUGGGAGGAAAUUCCACCGAGCGAUCCGACCCGGGCGGUUCCUGCGCCUCCUCCCCGGGAAGACGCAGCUCCGGCGGGGAAAGCCACUCUCUCAGCCGGGCGUUUACCCGCAGAGGAUGCAGCUCUUCCGCGUGGAAACAGCCCCAACAACACCCUCGCCGCCGCCGCUGUCAGGGACGCGCCCGUUGCUGCAGGAGGCAGAAAUGGAAGCCCGGGCCAGACACAGACCAUCGGCCACAUACGGGACCGUCUGGAGCCUGUCAACAACGUCUGCGCGCUGCCGUAUCCCGGCCUCGGAGUGAGGGAUCAGUGGGAGGAGAAGGACCAGAUCGUGGCAGUGUUUGUGGUUACGUUUGACACAAGAUCCGGAAACAUGGUGGAAUGGUGCUUGCCUCAUGACGUCAAUCUAGAUGGAGUAGAGUUCAAGUCGAUGGCGAGCGGUUCCCAUCGCAUCACCAGCGACUUCAUUUAUUUCCGUAAAGGCUGUUAUUUUGGUCUGGCGUGUUUUGCCAACAUGCCUGUGGAGAGCGAGUUGGAGCGAGGAGCGAGGAUGAAGUCGGUGGGAAUCCUCUCCCCCUCCUACACGCUACUCUACCGCUACAUGCACUUCCUGGAGAACCAAGUCAGACAUCAGCUGCAGUGUCCGGGUCAGUAUUCUCCACUGGAGGCCUUCUAUGAAGAUAAGAAGGCAGUUCUUCCCCCGACAGGAAAUGGUUCUGUCACCGCGUGCCCCACCUGGAGCGUCACCAAUAUCAACCGCUGCAUGCAUCCGGAAAUGAAGAUCACCCACCCGGCUGGCUGCAUGUCCCAGUUCAUCCAGUUUUUCGGGGAGCAGAUAAUGGUGCUGUGGAAGUUUGCGCUCCUCAGGAAGAGGAUCCUCAUCUUCUCUCCACCCCCCGUUGGUGUGGUGUGCUACAGAGUAUAUUGCUGUUGCUGUCUAGCCAAUGUCUCUCUGCCUGGAAUCGGCGGGACUAUUCCUGAACUACGACCCUUCUUCUACAUCAACAUUGCCGACAUCACUGCUCUGGAAACAGAGAUGUCGUACGUGGCCUGCACCACUGAGAAGAUCUUUGAGGAGAAGAAGGAUCUGUAUGACGUCUACGUUAAUAAUCAGAAUGUGAAAACGCACCGCAGCCAGUUGCAGCCGCUGCUGCGACUGAACGCCGCUGAUAAGGAGAAAUACAGGAAGCUGAGUGAACAGAGGCAAUUGCUGCUGUAUUCUCAGGAGGUUGAUGCCAACUGCACUUCAAAUGAGGAGGAUCUGUUCAUUCUGUUCUUCAUGGAACUCAACAACCGAAUCUUCCAGACCUUGUCUGAGGUGGCGGUGAGUGCUGAGCCCACCCUGACGGCUGAGCAUGUGAGAGCCAUGGGGCUGGACCCCAUGGCAGACCAGGCCUUCCUGAUGGCCCUGUUGGACGUGUACGGUUAUGACGUCACUCUUGUCAUCGACAACCUCUGCUGUUCCUAAAUCUCUAGGACGUCACUGGACUCACACACAGACACUGAAGACCACUGCCUUCUUCACCCUAGGGCCUCCUCUGCCACCCACCAUUCUAACCAUGGAGACUGUUGAUGGACAGGAAGGGUGAAUGCAGUUAUCACGCAACGGUUAUCAGUGCUGUUGUGCGGCUCUCGGCACUAUCAAAGACUUUCACAUCCUGUGUCACUCAUAACAUUCUUUCUGUAAAAAAACGCCUUCUUUUUCAUCGUGUUUCUGGCUGGUGUAGUCACGACUACGCUUCUCAGAUGACUGAAACUGCAAUAGCUUCAAAACAAUUCAUCACUGAAGGUUUAAGUAUUUUUGCUUGAAAGCAAUAUGUUUGUGUUUCCCUGAAAUGACUUUUUUUUGUUGUUUUGCUCAGUUUUUUUUACAAGUAAAAGUGUGUAGUAGUGUAAUCAUGUGUUGCUCCUUUCACUGUGAAAACGGUGUAGUUGCUGUCUGUGUGUGAUGUCAUUGCGGUUGCUAUAAGUCUUCUUCUGCUGAAGUAUUUUCACUUGAGAAUGUGAAUCUGUAACACUAUUCUGCCACAGAUGCUGCACCAAGUCCACCACUGGAUCACGUCUUCAUGCGCAUAGCGACCAUCUUUUUUUUUUCCCCCAUAUAUUUUUGUCCAUCAAAUUGUUUGUGCUACACAGAUCAACUCUCCAAAAGUCAUUACCUUCUUUCAUCCUUGUGACAACAGUUCUGUGAUCUGCUUCUCCCCGGCGUUAACAAAGAUCCCUCUGUGCUAUUUGAGAUCUGCUGAUGUCAUAUUAGUGGCUGAGCCAAAUGUCUGACUCAACCCUAAUCGACAAAAGACUGUCACUUCAUCUGUUUUUUUUUUUUUGCGUCGUCUAUUAUUAGCAUCUUAUUUAGCGAUUCCAGCUCUCGAGAUGGACCAAUCGUGUCGGGAACAUCCUGUUGCCAUUCUGGGGAGAUCAAUUGUUUCAUGUUGGAACACUCAAGCCCAGCGAAGUGGCCUUCUUAAAAUCCAAAUGUGCAAUCUUUAAUGUUGAAGAAAUGAGUUUAUGAUGAUGAAAUACUGAUUUAUAGAUGACUGAUGGAGCAGGUGCUGCAUCUCAUCCCUGGAAGAUGUUUACUGCAUUAACUGUGUUUGAAAAAAAAGAAGCCUUAUAUGUGACUUUUUAAGAAAUAUGACUGAAUCUUUACUGUUGGCUGGCGGAUCAUGUCGCUGUCCUCAGCACUUCCCGGUGACCUACAGUCACUGAUAAAUGUUGACACUGACUUGUCAGCUGACUCGACCUGUUGCCUCUGAUACUGUUUGCAUUGCAGGUGUGAAGAGAGGGAGGGAGUGUACACAAGACGACACACGUUUCUGUAUAAAAUGCCUUCUUUGUUGCUCACAGGUGCAUACCAGCUCAAUGGUUUCUGAAUAGUAUCACAACUGAAUGUCCCAAUAUGGCAAAAACAUUACACAUACGAACAUGCUUAUCAAUACCUGUUAUCUUAGUCUCACUUUUACUAAUGUAAAACAACUAAUGUCCACGUGAACUCAAUAGCAUGAGCAACCGUCUGCUUCACUGUACUGCCAGUAACAACAAUAAAUCAAUGAUU
Messenger RNA from Synchiropus splendidus (mandarinfish), 3280 nucleotides. It is a transcript of the gene dennd11, whose product is annotated as DENN domain containing 11. Gene Ontology annotation, cellular component: cytoplasm. The record is from RefSeq and is a predicted model, not a curated record. Lineage: Eukaryota; Metazoa; Chordata; Actinopteri; Syngnathiformes; Callionymidae. The transcript is spliced from 9 exons. Bases 191 to 1693 code for a protein of 500 amino acids.